AUGGCGCGGCCGCCGCAGGAGGCGAUCGACACCUUCGUCAGCAUCACCGGCGCCGACGAGGCUGCCGCUAUCCGCGUGCUCGAGGAACAUGGUCACGAUCUAAAUGAAGCCGUGAAUGCUUAUUUUAAUGAGGGAGAUAGGACCACCACCAGAAUCAAUCAGAAUCCUGUACCUGCCACUGCCACUUCCAGUUAUGAUGACAUGAUGGAGCUGGAUGAACCACUUGAUCCCAUGUUCAACAGACCUUUGUUCCCUAGAACUUUGGGCAGCCCUUUUGCACUUUUGGAUCCAGGUUUUGCUGACAUAACUGCUGGUGAUAUAUUUGGACGUGGACCCCGAGUUACACAACCUAGGGACGUGAGGCAGAUACCUAUUGAAGUUAAGGACAGCAAUACUCAAAUAGGCAGUUCUGGUCAGGGUCCCAUUAUUGAGGAUGUUACUGGACGUGAAUCUUUCUAUGGUCCAGAGGUCCAUGGGACUGUUAUAGUUGAUGAAGAUGACGAAGACUUGCCACCAACACCAUCUGCUCAUGAUCCUAUGAUCCCAAGCAGUGCCUCGCACCCAAACCAUUCCAUGCCAAGCGCGCCUCCAGUGGUUGAUGUUGGUGACUAUAACAAUGAUAUAGAAGAGGAGAUGAUCCGAGCAGCAAUUGAAGCUUCAAAAAGGGAAGCUGAAGGCAUGAAAAAUGUUCUAAGUAGUGGUGAAUCUGAAAACAUGUCACGUGGCAGAGGUGAUGAUGAGCUUGCUCGGGCAGUUUCUUUGUCCUUGGAGACAGCAGAGCGAGAGAGAGCUCUGCGCCAAGAGGGAAUGUAUGUAGCAGAUCACUCUCCUGACUUAUCUGAUAAAGAAGGCGACCAAGGAGGAAGUCGGAUAAAUGAAAGGCGAGGACUAACUGCAGGGAAAGUUGGAACUUCUGAGCAAACAGUAGAUGAAGAGAACUUCCAAGAGGACAGUGAAGAUGACGACGAACAGCCUUUAGUUAGGAUUCGUUCUAGGCGAUUUCGAGGCAGAACUAUUGAGCCAGCAGAAACUGUUCAAAGGGCUGACAGCCCCCCCUCAAGUCCUCAACCUCAUGUUCAAAUUGAUCAUCAGCAUAGUGGGGGUUUUCCUUCAGAAGAGUGGGGUGGUAUUUCUUCUGAAGAGCAUGAUGAAGCUCUUAUGCUUGAGGCUGCAAUGUUUGGUGGGGUUCCUGAAGGAGCACCAUAUCCAUUUUCCUUCCCAGCCUGUGGCAGGUCGACUCGCUAUCCCCGAGUAGCACGUCCUCCAUCACCAUCAUUAACGACGCAGCGGUUGUUAAGGGAGCAGCAGGAUGAUGAGUAUCUUGCUGCUCUUCAAGCUGAUCGAGAAAAAGAGUUGAAGGCUGUGCAGGAGGCUGAACUCCGCAGGGUAGAGGAAGCUGCAGCAAGAGAGGCUGCUCUUGAACGUCAAAAGAAAGAAGAGGAGUUGAAGCUAAAGAAACAACGCGAGGAAGAGGAGUUGAAAUCCGAGCUUGAAGCCAAACAAGCAUCACUACCGAAGGAGCCACUACAAAAUGACGAGGGGGCUGUCACAGUGGUAGUCCGCAUGCCUGAUGGUAGUCGUCGAGGACGGCGCUUUCUCAAAUCCGACAAGCUUCAGUAUCUUUUCGACUUCAUAGACAUCAGCAGGACUUUCAAGCCAGGAACUUAUAGACUGGUGAGGUCUUAUCCCAGGCGUGCUUUCACUGAAGGCGAGAGCCAGAUGUCAUUGAGUGAUCUCGGCCUCACUAGCAAGCAGGAAGCUCUGUUCCUAGAAAAACUGUCAGCGUAG
Messenger RNA from Miscanthus lutarioriparius, 1788 nucleotides. The record is from the annotation of a GenBank genome assembly. NCBI's taxonomy places the organism in Eukaryota, Viridiplantae, Streptophyta, Magnoliopsida, Poales, Poaceae.